This is a messenger RNA of Tupaia belangeri chinensis (Chinese tree shrew), 3426 nucleotides long. It is a transcript of the gene HTR2A, whose product is annotated as 5-hydroxytryptamine receptor 2A. Bases 848 to 2263 code for a protein of 471 amino acids. The transcript is spliced from 3 exons. NCBI's taxonomy places the organism in Eukaryota, Metazoa, Chordata, Mammalia, Scandentia, Tupaiidae. Gene Ontology annotation, biological process: response to xenobiotic stimulus; serotonin receptor signaling pathway; chemical synaptic transmission. The record is from RefSeq and is a predicted model, not a curated record. Gene Ontology annotation, molecular function: neurotransmitter receptor activity; G protein-coupled serotonin receptor activity. Gene Ontology annotation, cellular component: dendrite; plasma membrane.
GUGGAAGCUCAAAGAGAGGAGACUGUGUGCCGGCUUAAUUACUAUGAGAGAUGCAGCGAGUCACAGAAUAGCAAAGUGUGUCUCAUGUGUGGACCCUGAAGACAAAUGUAAGUUCUCACGCUGCUAUAUGUUAUUGCUGUGUAAUUUUCAUUCUGGUUUGAAAGCAUGCUUGGCCAAAGCAUAAUCGUCUCAAUGAGAAUUGUAGUGUGGAAAGUUGUCUGCUAAUCUUUACUUAAGACCUUUUCUUUUUUCCUUUUAUUAACUAAGCAACAUAAUAGGAGCUGAAAUUCCUGAUGACAGCUGUUAAUUCAGCUUCAGACUCAUCGAGAAUCCUAACCCUAACUACAUCCAAUUACUAUGGGAUUAACACUGGACGUAUUUUUUAAUUGACUUUCUUAAUACCUACAUCUCCAUUGUUUUGGAUUGCAUGCUAUUUUCAUAUUGAUGUGGCUAAACUAGUGUGAUCAGCAUAACCAACAAAAGGAGAUACAUCUAAACAAGAAUUCCUGGUAGUUACAAACUUUUCUUCUUUGGCCAGGAUCACAUUUGUCUCCCUGAAUGCUCAAAACUCCACAACCUCUGUACUAAAAGUUCGUUCUGCUUUGUGGCUCUUGCUCUGGUGGAAAAAAGAAAAAAGAAAGAAAGAAAGCCAGACAGUGGACUCUACUAAAAUGGCAAAGGGAGGAAAUAUAAAGAGCCACCACAGUUCUUCAACUAUUAUCAUAAUAAUGGGAGACAAAAAGCCAGCUAAGAGAGCCCAGCAUGUACACCCAAGGAGGGAUGGUGAGCAGAGGCUAUAAAUUGUUAGUCUUUCUAUACUUCAUCUGCUACAAAUUCCAGUUUAGAAAUGGAUAUUCUCUGUGAAGAAAACAAUUCUCUGAGCUCCAUUCCGAACUCCCUAAUGCAAUUAAGUGAUGACACAAGACUCUACAACAAUGACUUUAACUCCAGAGAAGCCAACACUUCUGAUGUGUUUAACUGGACCGUGGACUCUGAUAAUCGAACCAACCUUUCCUGUGAAGGGUGCCUCUCACCACCAUGUGUCUCCCUACUUCAUCUCCAGGAAAAAAACUGGUCUGCUUUAUUGACAGCUGUAGUGAUUAUUCUAACCAUUGCCGGAAACAUACUCGUCAUCAUGGCAGUGUCCCUAGAGAAAAAGCUGCAGAAUGCCACCAACUAUUUCCUGAUGUCACUUGCCAUAGCUGAUAUGCUGCUGGGUUUCCUUGUCAUGCCCGUGUCCAUGUUAACCAUCCUGUACGGGUACCGGUGGCCUCUGCCUAGCAAGCUCUGUGCAGUCUGGAUUUAUCUGGAUGUGCUCUUCUCCACGGCCUCCAUCAUGCACCUCUGCGCCAUCUCUCUGGACCGCUACGUCGCCAUCCAGAAUCCCAUCCACCACAGUCGUUUCAACUCCAGAACCAAGGCAUUUCUGAAAAUAAUUGCUGUUUGGACUAUAUCAGUAGGUAUAUCCAUGCCAAUACCAGUCUUUGGACUGCAGGAUGAUUCCAAGGUCUUUAAGGAGGGAAGCUGCUUACUCGCCGAUGAUAACUUCGUCCUGAUUGGCUCUUUUGUGUCAUUUUUCAUUCCCUUAACCAUCAUGGUGAUCACCUACUUUCUAACUAUCAAGUCACUCCAGAAAGAAGCUACUUUGUGUGUGAGUGAUGUCAGUACCCGGGCCAAAUUAGCCUCUUUCAGCUUCCUUCCUCAGAGUUCCUUGUCUUCAGAAAAGCUCUUUCAGCGGUCCAUCCACAGGGAGCCAGGCUCCUAUGCGGGCAGAAGGACUAUGCAGUCCAUCAGCAAUGAGCAAAAAGCGUGCAAGGUGCUGGGCAUUGUCUUCUUUCUAUUUGUGGUGAUGUGGUGCCCGUUCUUCAUCACAAACAUCAUGGCUGUCAUCUGUAAAGAGUCCUGCAAUGAGGAUGUUAUCGGAGCCCUACUUAAUGUGUUUGUUUGGAUAGGUUACCUCUCCUCAGCCGUCAACCCACUAGUCUACACACUGUUCAAUAAGACCUAUAGGUCAGCCUUUUCACGUUAUAUUCAGUGUCAGUACAAAGAAAACAAAAAACCAUUGCAGUUAAUUUUAGUGAACACUAUACCAGCAUUGGCCUAUAAGUCUAGUCAACUUCAAAUGGGACAAAAAAAAAAUUCAAAGAAAGAUGCGAAGAUGGCAGAUAAUGACUGCUCUAUGGUUGCUCUAGAAAAACAACAUUCAGAAAAUGCUUCUACAGACAAUAUCGACACAGUGAAUGAAAAGGUUAGCUGUGUGUGAUAAGCUAGUUGCCAUGGCAACUGUAGAGGGCAUAUUGAGAAAAUUUUCACCUCUCUGGGAAAAAAAAAUAGGGAGACUGGAAAACAUUAGGCCAAUCUAGUGGAACCAACAAUAAUAUCUAUAUGCCUCAUUUUAUCCUGUCAAUGAAAAGCAGGGUUAAAUGCCACAAAAUGUGCACUUCAGAAUUGUCCUGACAGCACUUCAGUUGUGAGCUUUAUGAUACUUAUUUUUAACAUUGUAAAUGAUGUGUCUUCAAAAUCACUAGUUUUUAUUGUAUAAUUAUAAUGAGGCCAUACAUAAGUCUAAAUUUACAUCUAUUUUCAAAUGGAAACCUUGCUACUAUGUUGUUAAUUAAUGGCAUGGGAUUAAGUUGGUUAUUUAUUGCUGUAAAUAAAAAAAAGAGCUAAAAAUAGUGAAAAAAAUAUUGAAUAUAGUGACCUCUUAAAGAAAGAAAACUCUUUAAAACUUACCGUGACAUACAUUUGAAAAGGAAACAAGACACUAAGGACAGUGUUAUAAAAUUCAUACUGGUGAGACCAUUAAUUGAAAUACUUGACAACAUUUUUCAUUCUUGCUUUUUCAUAGAUUUUGAGAUAUUGACACAGUUGCUGGCAUUUGCUACAUUUCAGGUUAAUUCUUCUCAAAAGUGGAAAAGAUUUUAAAUGUUAUUGCUGCUUUCUCUUCUACUUCUCAUGCUUUAUUCCAAAUUUGUGAUCUUGUUUAAUAUUUGUUCUUCUAGGCUAACGAGCAAAAGCGUAAUUAAAAAUUACCAAGUACAUUUCUAGAAAUUGCUUCUCUAAAACAGCUCCACUGAGGUAUUUGGUAACUUAGUCACUCCGAUGACUGCAUUGCGUAUGUACUCCUUUGAGCAGUAUACCGUAUGUUGAUGUAACUGUCAGGAUUGAGGAAUAAACUCAGGUUUCUAGCUAUUGAUAAUAGGAAAGUCUCAGGACAUCUCUGUAAAAAGCAGGUUACUUUCCUGUUGACAUACAUCAGGUAAAUUGAUGCUUUCAGGUCAAUCUAUAUCAUGUAUUAAAACUGUUCAGCCUGUCUCCGAAAUCAUCUCUGAGUGAACACUUACGUGUGAAGCAAGAUUUUAGGUACUAGAAAUAUAAGAAUAAUUAAAUGAGAUAAUUUUUCUUAAAGAAAAGGACUAAACCAAA